UGUUCAUGCCAUUCAUUGUUUUUCUCGCUCAUUUCAGGGAUUCAUUAGAUUUUUUAGUCUCACAUCGUGAUUUUUCCUCAUAAUUUGCACUACAUCAAUUUUCUAGUAGGUUUUUCUAAAAUGAACACGGUAUGGAAAUUUCUACUGUCAAGAACUUUUCUUUGAAACAUGGCUGCUUCUUGUGUGUGAUGUUUGAACCCAUGCCUUUGAUUUGAACCCAAUCAAUAGUAUUUUAGUCAACUCUCAACCCAGUCUUUCGCUGGUUUUAAAUCUUCAAUGGUGGUGUAAGAGCAAUGAGUGAAGAUUCUACAGUUAUUUCCUACGAGCCUUUAGUUGAACUAUCAUUGAAGUAUGAAAAUGACGUAGACUACAUCUAUUGUCUUUGCAGCCGUGUAUUAGUGAGUGAAAAGAAUCUGACUCGCUCUGUACCAGUCAAAGAAGAAUCUGAAUGGGAAGACUUGAAUGGUGGUCAAAACCUAAGUGGACUUAAACAGAGCCCAAAUACCAACCAGAUUCACCACAAGAAACGAGACGAAGCUUUCAGCUGCUACUACAGUGUAUCUCACUAUUCUACCGAUGACCAAGACAGCUCCAGCCAGUUUGCACUAGAAAGUGACAGCGGAGCAGACAUAUCCGUAACAAGCCGAGAUCUUGAGUGGGAACGCUAUUGGGCACAAAAUGGUGACCGCAUUGUUUGGGAAAGUUGGAUAACCAAGUACAAUGAUUACAUCGAUCCAACUUACCUUAAUAAUCAUGGGAAUCCACAUCAAGCUCUUGACAAGGAUGCUGUGAAAAACGAAGGAAGUGAUAAUUUUGAUUCUGUGUCCUCUGACAGUGAUGAAGUGGAAGCUGACAAUCUAUCACCAGUUGAAUCCACUGAUGUGAAUAAGUUAGAAUUGAAUCUUCCAAAGAAAGACGUAUCAACUGAGGAAGAAAAGAGACCUAAAGAAUUGACUUUUGCAGAACCUCCCACUCUAUCAGUUGGAGACUUUGAUGGACAAAUUUUGUCAGAACCUUUAGAGCAUUCAAAAGAACAGGACGACUUCUUUGAUGAGCAAUUUAGACUAAGAACUGGAAGCCGGAGUUCUGGGAAUAGCGGUCGACUAACUGCAACCACUGAUUCUAUGACCAAUGUUACCAGAAUUACAUUGUCGACUUCAAAUUCCAGUUCUGAAGACCUAUCAAGAAUCGAUUCGUCUCUCUCACCCUCUUCGUCUGUGACUUCUUACACUGAGCAGUGGCAGCACUUGUGGAAUGAACACUUCAAUGACCUGUACAACUCUCAUUAUAAUGCAUUUAUCUCGCAGUACAAAGAAAGUGACCCAUUGCCUUCAUGGGAACCAGUCGCUGAUAUCAUUAAUGAUGUUUUAGGAGACCCUGACUUUGAAAGUAGUGUCGAAAGAGUAAACACCUCUGUUCCUAACCAACCUGACGAAGACUUCCUCUCUGCAAAAAUUAACCAGGUAGAAAUUUCCAGAAAGGAGAAACCAUCCUCUGACUUUCUGGUCAAAAGUAAACUUGCAAACGGCUGUAUUGAAGAGGAAAGACUCAAUUGCAUGAUAGAUGUAAAUGAGGAUUCUCAAGAAUCAAGCUCAUCCAAAAAGAAUAGCAAGGGAAAGAGAAAAAGGACCAAGAAUAGCAGGCAAUUUGAGUAUGUGAUCGAAAAUUCAGUCAGUAGUACUAUCAAGAAACUUAUAGCUGAAAAGAAUGGUACCUCCUGUAGUUUGACCAAAGAUUUGGCCUCUUCUGAAAAGAAUUCAGAGGAUAGUGUAUGUGAUAGUGAAAGUUCUCUAAUAACUAGUAUUCCUUUACAAUGUGAUGACACCUCUUUGAGUGAUCGAGUUAACGCAGAAGUAGCCAUUGAGCAUCAAACGGAAAACCUUCACCUGUCAAGUAUUAACGGCGUAACGUCAAGUAAUAAUGGCGUACCUCAUUAUAAUGCCAUUGUAGAUAGUGAAAAAGACUCUGUGAAUAACAAGGAAAAUAACUCAUCAAUAGUCAAUUCAGUAACUUGCGAAUCAAGUCCAAUUCAACAGAAUCCUGUUAUCAAGAAAUGGAAUCAAAAGUUGCAGUCUACUCUUAGCCGUUUGAGUAGUGCUUUCACGUUAAUGGGAUUGGAAUUCAUACCAUCAAGUAGUAAGACUUUGGAAGAAUUGGAAGUUAAUUAUUUAAAAUCAAAUAUCAAGCAACAGAAUAAAGAUCUCAGGAUGUUUUCUCGCAAGCAUACAUACUUUGAUGAUGAUGGAAAUCCUGUACUAGAACAGGUCAAACAGUUUCUAGAGAAAGCCAAGGAGGAAUCAGUAACCAGCCAAACAGACAAGCUUUUUCAAGGAGUUGGUUUAAAGGACCAAAAUGAAACGACAGUCUCAAAGAAUUUAAAUAGUCUAGUCACUCCAGUAGAAACUAGUCCAAGCACCAACAUAAUUGGUGAAUUUGUAAACCCCAAUGAAACUUACAAUCAGUCCAAGAAGACAAAAGAGAGUGCGUCUGAGAUUGGAGAGCUCUCGUCCAAUGAAGCCACACCCUGCAGCUCCUCCUCAGAGCUUUGUGAGGAAGAAGAUAAGUUUGAACCUAUCAGUAAAAAACUGAAGAAAGCAAAGUCUUCACGGAAGAAAAGCAAGGCUCAAAAAACGCAAAAUUUGCCGCCUGAGAUAGCUAAAAAUCCAAAGCUACGCAAGUACUGGAUGAGACGUUAUCGCUUAUUUUCUAAAUUUGAUGAGGGUAUCCAACUGGAUGAAGAGAGCUGGUAUUCCGUGACUCCUGAAUGUAUGAGUAAACAUAUUUCACAAAGAUGUAGGUGUGAUGUUCUCAUUGAUGCUUUUUGCGGUGCUGGCGGCAACACCAUUCAAUUUGCCCUCACGUGUGAACGAGUUAUUGCAAUCGACAUUGACCCGGUCAAAAUUGAAAUGGCUCGAAAUAACGCUAGAAUCUAUGGUGUUGAAGACAGGAUUGAGUUCAUUGUAGGAGAUUUCCUUCAGCUAGCACCAAACUUGAAGGCUGAUGUUGUGUUUAUGUCACCUCCAUGGGGAGGACCGAGCUACUUGCGAGGCAGCUCUUUUGACCUCGACAAAAUUUUGCCUCCAACAGGAGGUAAAGGGCUGCUGGAAGUAGCCAGAAAGAUUACCAAUAAUAUUUGUUAUUUUCUGCCCAGAAACUGCAACGUUGAUCAGUUGAUACCCUUGUCUGGUGAUGCAUUUGAAAUUGAGGUAGAACAAAAUUUUCUUCAAAAGAAGUUAAUUGCCAUUUCAGCGUAUUUUGGAGAAUUGAUUCAUGUUGAAGACGAUCAGUAACGUUCUGCUAACAUCUACCACUAAUUGAAAAGUUGCCACUAUUAGUUUUAAUUUACGUUUUUUGUGCUUUUGACACAAAUUUCAUUUGAAUUUUUCACCUAAAUGCUGCCAUAAAAAUGAACUUAAAGGCUCAGGUUUUAAUACUUUUGACUUCCUUUUGAAUUUUAAUGAAGAUGUCUUAGAGGAAGAACUUCUCAGAAACUUACAUUAUUGCAUAUUAAUUUUUUUUUAUUUCUUUCCUCCAUGUAUUUUAAUUCUUUAAUAUUUUAUAAUAUCAUUUAUACUUUAAUUUACCUUCCCAUUUUUUAGUCUGAUUUUGCAAGAGCACCUUUUUUUUUUUUUUCUUAUCAUUUAUUAUAGUAAGAAUUGCAGCUGUAUUGUAACUGUUCCAGUCCCUGGCGAUUUUCUUUUUGAUUUCUCACUUAUGUAUUAUCGGAAUGAGUCUAUCAAGGUUGAAGAAUGAUUGAAUCAUUACUCGCUAUUUCCUCUGCUUUAAGGUUAGAAAAACAGUAAGCAUGUAUUUUAGUAUGUAAUUACUUAAACAGAGAAAUGACCCUUGCUUUAUCUCGGAUUGCAAAAAUGAGUUGCACUACGCUCCUAUCUCUGAUAAGAAAUGACUAGAAGGAACCAAAAUAUUUUAAAAUUUUUUCUUGAAUGUUAUGCGAGCGUAGUUAAAACUGUAUCCUAAACUAUUCUGUUAUUCUUACUUUUCAGAUUCCACAAUUUCCUCCUGAAAUUGUGAUAAAAAAAAUUACUGUGCAAUCGGCUCUGUUCUAAGUUUCAAAUGCAAUGUAUAAAAUUUUGCAUUAUUGACUCAUUGGCGUCAUUGGUUUAAAAUGAUAGCAAAUGAAAAUGAAAUAGAUCAGAAAAGGGAUAAUCCUUAGAUUAAAGUAGUAAAAUAAUUUUCAAGAUUUCAUACUCAUCCCGAUAGUGAUCAUUGAUUGAUUUUCAUUAAAAGUAUUGGUACCUUCCAUUUUCUCAAACACAAUUCUUGAUUAGCAAUUUAACAAUAAAUAUGCUUUCUACUGAUAACUAUAUAUGUAGAAGCAACUUCACUAGAAUAUCCUAACAUUUCAUUGGUACUUUGUCAAUUGAUCUCGAUACCAUUCUAUACCUUUCACCAGUAUACCUCUCCAUGUGCUGAUGCAAGCAGGAUAGGCUGUCAGGUGUUUUUUCAAUGGUUUCCAUCAUUUGCAAUGACCAGAAUUCGUUGGUCAUCAUUAGAAAGUAUGUCUUGAAAAUACAUUGAUGUGAUGAUUUCUGCAGUUCAUGGAACAGCAGAAAAAUAUUGAGAAUUGUAUCUCCAUGGAUCAUGGCGCAUUGUAGUUUCCUUCUUGUCUCUUUGAAAGAGAGUAAGAGCAAUGUUGUAGUGAGAAUCUCGCUUUCAGUAAGUACCAUUGACAAGGCAUGAAAAUUGACCCUUAGCUUCGCUCCAAAGUGUAUUUUACAACAUUUACUCCCUCAUUGCUGACAGUAGGCUUGUAGUAGAAGAGGUAUGAUGAAAAUGACUUCAGAACUUACAAUUAGCUGAAAUCCUUAUGUGAGAUAAUGUAAUUUGCUGAACAAAAAAGACUGAUUUAGUGACUACAUCAUUCAAUAGUUCCCCCAGAGAAAAUGAACUGUUCUGACAUUGAUAGUUUUCCUGUGCUUUCUAGGGGUAACACAAUUUAAUUGUAACAUAUUGAACGACGGAGCGACUGAAUCCUUCUUUGGUAUUGCCCCUCUCAGUUUCAGAAAAAAUGGGAACUAUUUCUGAACGAGUCUUCUUUAACUUUGAAUAGGCUUCCAUUUCAUGACAAGAAGCUACACAGUAUUAAGAAAAUUGAAAUAGCCUCAAAUUUUCAUCAUUCCCAUCUCAAUUAAACAAGUCAGUCAGUGUUGCAUGUGUGGAACUUCGUGCUUUUGUCUGUAGUCAGCUUCUUAUUUGUUUGUGUUAAAUUUUUCCCCUCGUUUUUUUAUAUUUUUGAAAAUGUCUUUAAUUCAAGUUCUGUUUGACAAAUAUUUACUUUUUUUUGUUAAUUUAUACCUUAUGUGAACAGCAAGUUUUUGGAAGCUCCUUCUGAAUUUCAGAUGCUUGCCAAAAAAAUUCUUUUUUAAUUAGUUUCUUUUGAUAAUCAUAAUUUUUUAAAAAUUUGUCAGUUCAAUUUCUUUUUUCAUUCUUUUUCAAGCGAUUUUUUAAGCUUUGUACUUGUUCAUUAUUCAUUGCAGUAAAUGAAACAUUUUAAAUUCUAAA
This is a messenger RNA of Bemisia tabaci, 5523 nucleotides long. RefSeq names its product Trimethylguanosine synthase 1 (gene Tgs1). Gene Ontology annotation, cellular component: nucleus. Gene Ontology annotation, biological process: 7-methylguanosine cap hypermethylation. NCBI's taxonomy places the organism in Eukaryota, Metazoa, Arthropoda, Insecta, Hemiptera, Aleyrodidae. Gene Ontology annotation, molecular function: RNA cap trimethylguanosine synthase activity. The record is from RefSeq and is a predicted model, not a curated record.